AUGAAGUUUCUCCCAGUGCCGGUUCAGCAAAGUCAAUGGACAAUGCGAAGGCGUCCACGGAACAUUGUAUAUCAAGAAAAGUUAACUGACACUAAAAUCAUAUAUGAACUUGCUAUGUGCUUUAUAAACAUGAGUAGUCUGCAAAUAUCUUUUGAUACCGCGGCUCGUACUGCUAUGACUGCCACACAUUUGAAUUAUGAGAUGUUUUAUGAUGAUUCAGAAUGGCAAUAUGGACCAAUAAGUAAAUACUUUCAAAUACCGCCCAAUCGGUGUGUCUUACCAGAACGUUGGGUUAAGAACCCAAGAAUAAAGUUUGGGGAACAGGGAUGGAUGAAUGGGAGUCAUCUAACAAAUGACAGACGUGACCUUCAGUAUGUAGCAAGACUUUCCCGCUCAAUUCUCAUAGAACCUGUUUCUGAUUAUCCUCGACUGGUGAGAAACUUGGUUAAAAAGGAGUCUAUUGAUUUGAUCGCUUCCUGGAAUUUCAUCAAGGCUCGAGAUCAACAGACGAGUGUUCCAACCGAGCAAGUCUUACAUCAAUCAAUGAAGGAUGUCUUCGAAAGGCAAUCCAUGGAACUGAAGAAAUUAUGGAAACCUACUGAGUCACUCUUAAGAGAAGUAGAAACAAUGGAGGCCUCUGUCGAAGAAUCGAUUCAUCAACAUUUAUUAGAAGGACCACUUUCAAUUUGGAGACGUAUAGGAAUUCAAUGGGGAACAAAAAAGAUUGGACUUUACUAUAAUACUAAGAGCGAUACUCAGACUGCAACAAACAAGACACAAAGGUCAGAUCCAGAGAUCGAAAGUUGGUACCACUAUACCACACAUCAAUAUUAUCGAGUCAUUAAAUCAAUUCAAGAGAAACUAAAGUUCAAACCAGUAAUAUUCUUGCUAUCUGAUAAUCUUGAAUCAGCAUUCACUUCAAUUGCAACUUAUAUGCUACAAUAUCCUAUCGAGAAACAAUACAACUUGAUCGUGGCUCCUGAUUCACAUUCAGUCGACCCAUCAUCUGAGUCACAUCCAGAGAAAAAGAGGAAAGAAGAUCGGAUAGAUGAUGUGGCAGAUUAUGUGAGGGACUUAACAUUUGCUAUUGAACAUCUAGAUGUGAUUACAUGCAGCCUUGAACAAAGCGAGACAUGUAAUCUUAUUUUCCUGUUGGGUGGUUCAGCACGGGCGAUGGAUAAGGAUCCUACGAUCAGGAGUAUUGAUGAAAGGUGGUAUCCUACCUCAUCAAGAGCCAGUAUUGAUGAGCUCGCACUUGGACUAAGUAAUUCUCAUGAGAAGCUGGUGGAGCUUGCCCGCAAGCUAGCUAAAGACUCAAAGAAUUAUCAAAUCAAAUCUUGUAUAAUGCCAUCGACUAAAAUGACUCAAGACUAUCCAUCUAAAUCUCGACCGCGCAUUCAAACCCGAUUUCAUUGCGGAAUAAAACCUCAUCUACUUGAUCCAUCUCGUUGGAUCGCUCCACCUCGAGCCGGUCUUCGCGGCUAUUGUGUUGAUCGAGUAGGCUCCAUACCUGGAUACGAUCUGUCUCCGCGUGUACAAGAUCUCGAUGGUUCUCCCUUCAGCUUAAGACAAUGGAAACCACGCGCACGUGAAGGACCACAACAUCCACUUAGACCGUUGAAAUCAGCAAAACCGAUGAAUGAGAGCGAUGUAGGAGAAACCUCACUGAUCACCUGGGAAACUAUCUCAAGACCUACUUUGGUAAUUGGAAAACGAAGUCGAGGCAACGAAGAUGAUGAAGAAUAUUGUCCUCACCAGAUUCAUUACUCUUUUACGGUCGGACCAAGACCAACUACUUCUCGAAAGAAAUUAAGAAGAACCAAGAGCUGUUCGACAGGAUCUUUACUAUCAGAGCGUGAUAUCACUGAUUUUAGCAAACAUGAAGUCAAACCAACGUCCGUUCAAGAUCAAGAUAAUCAGAUUUCGAUUUCUCAAAGAUCUCGUAGUUUUGAAAUCAGUUUACAAAAUCGAAAAAAGUUUACCAAGAGACCACCUGAUGUUUGUAUUCAACAUCCUAAUACAUACCAUCUAGACUGA
Messenger RNA from Melampsora larici-populina 98AG31, 2037 nucleotides. RefSeq lists its product as uncharacterized. The transcript is spliced from 6 exons. The record is from RefSeq and is a predicted model, not a curated record. NCBI's taxonomy places the organism in Eukaryota, Fungi, Basidiomycota, Pucciniomycetes, Pucciniales, Melampsoraceae. Bases 1 to 2037 code for a protein of 678 amino acids.